Molecule: messenger RNA, 2444 nt
Organism: Schistosoma turkestanicum
Lineage: Eukaryota; Metazoa; Platyhelminthes; Trematoda; Strigeidida; Schistosomatidae
Source: the annotation of a GenBank genome assembly
GCUCAUUGAGUGGGCGAUGUAUCUUAAAUAAGUUCAGAAGUUUAAGGAGGUGUGGCAUAACUCGCUUUGGAUCCACAACUUACACUUGGAGAUGGGAGUGGUUUCAGAUAACGGUAUCACAGGGAGUCUUAUUUUAACUGUUUUUAUUACGUGUAUUGGAUCGUCAUUUCUUAUCGGUUACAAUCUUGGUGUUUUGAAUCUACCGAGAAAGAAUAUUGAAACAUAUUUCAAUGAGACAAUUGUUCCAAAUACUCCAGAAUUAGAUGCAAACUUCUUCUAUACCCAUGUCAGUACAAUCUUUGUAGUUGCUGCUGCAAUAGGAGCAUUCAGUUGUGGUUGGGUGGCUGAUGGACUUGGUCGACGGAAUGGUUUAAUACUCAAUAAUGUUAUUGGCAUUAUCGGUGGUGUUAUUGUUGGUCCUUGUGUACUUGUCAAACAACCUGCAUUAUUAUAUGUUGGUCGUUUUGUUAUUGGUAUUAAUAGUGGUAUUACAAUUGGUAUAGCUUCACUUUAUUUAACUGAAGUGGCACCACGUGAUCUACGUGGUGGUAUUGGAGCUUGUCAUCAGUUAGCUGUAACCGUUGGUAUUGCUUUCUCCUAUUUCAUCACAUUCUCAUUCUUUUUGAACACAAUCAAUCUAUGGCCACUUGCUGUUGCAUUGGGUGCAGUUCCAGCCGCUAUAUCAUUGUUCACUUUACCAUUUUGUCCAGAAAGUCCACGAUUUUUGUAUAUGAAAAAAAAUAAAGAAACUGAAGCACGUAAAGCAUUUUUAAAAUUGAAUGUAAAAGAAAAUAUUGAUACAUUUAUUGGUGAAUUACGUGAAGAAAUGGAAGUUGCAAAAAAUCAACCAGUUUUUAAAUUUACACAAUUAUUCACUCAACGUGAUCUUCGAAUGCCAGUAUUGAUUGCUUGUUUAAUACAAGUUUUACAACAAUUGUCUGGAAUUAAUGCGGUUAUAACUUAUUCAUCACUUAUGUUAGAAUUGGCCGGUAUUCAGGAAACAUACUUGCAAUACUGUGUUUUUGCUAUUGGAGUUCUCAAUGUUGUUGUAACUGUUGUCUCGCUACCUUUGUUGGAACGUGCUGGACGUAGAACUUUAUUAUUAUGGCCUACAGUCUCAUUAGCUUUAUCUUUGCUAUUACUAACUAUAUUUGUCAAUUUGGCUGAUUCAGGUCCAAGUAGUACAAAAACGGCAAUGGGCAUAGUAUCGAUCGUUUUGAUUUUAGUUUAUAUAUGCAGUUUUGCACUUGGCUUAGGUCCAGUUCCUGCUUUAAUUGUAUCAGAAAUAUUCAGACAAGGUCCACGUGCUGCUGCAUAUUCACUUAGUCAAUCGAUUCAAUGGUUAUCAAAUCUAAUUGUAUUAUUCAGUUAUCCUCUUAUACAGAAAAACAUCGGUGGAUAUUCAUUUCUACCCUUCCUUGUGGUCGUUGUCAUUUGCUGGAUCUUCUUUUUCCUGUUUAUGCCAGAAACUAAAAAUCGAACAUUUGAUGAAGUUGCUCGUGAUCUAGCAUUUGGAAAUAUUGUUGUAGGCAAGCGUACUACAGCUUUGGAAGAUCGUAAUCUCACUAUAUUCACAAAACAAGGCAAUACUGAUGGUCCAGCUUCUGAAUCAUUACUUUAUUCUCGACCUGAAAAUGACAAAGGUAUAUAUGCAUAGAGGAGUAUGUUCAUAAUUCAAUGAAUAGAUGAAAUGAUAGAGAGACCAUGUUGAAUUUUAUAGUCUAGGGAAUUAGUGUUUACAUCUCCCUUUUUUUUAAUAUUUGUGUAUAAUUUCACUUCACUUACCAAUGUUACAACACAUGCAUACAAUCUUCAUCUAUCUGGUUAUUUUCAUUAAUUUUAAUUAAAUUUUGUCACAAAACAUACUUGACAAUGAUUUUCAAAUGUCUAUAUAUAUAUAUAUAUAUAUAUAUAUAUAUAUAUAUAUAUAUGAUAUUUGUGUGUUGUGCAUUCUUUGUCACUUAUCUUCUCAUCGUUCAGUUUUCUUUUAAAAUCGAUCAAUAUUAUUAUUGUUAUUAUUGUUACUGCUAUUAUUACCAUGAUUAUCAUUAUUAUUAAACACCAUAAAUAUUAUUAUAUGAUCUUUUCAUUUGAGGCAACCACUAAGCCUCAUUAUGAUUUCGCUCUUUUUAUAUUUCCGCUUAAUUUGUAUGCAGCGUCUUUUGUUGGCUUACUUUUGUUUUUGUACUGUGCGCAUAAUCAUUCUACAAAGGAGCAAUAUCAAAUAUAUCACACUAGACAAACAAACAAACAAAAGAAAACAGAAUGAACAUUGAAUUUUAAAUUGACAUUGUUUCUCACCCAUUGUUUCUUGCUUCAGUUUUUUUCUUCUUCUUACAUACAUUUUACCUGGUGACAUUGUUUUUAUUCAACAAAGUUUGAAUGAAAAUUUUGAUCUCUGACAAAUUAUUAUGAUUAUGAUUAUUAUUAUUAUUGUGGCCAUC